AUGAUUCAAGAACCCAAGAAUAUCACAUUUCCUGGUCAUUCUCAUCAAAAACGUAAAGUAAAAUGUGCAUUUAGAAAUGAAGAGAAAUUAGUUCUCACAAUUUUUUGCAGUGCAACUGACAAAUUCGACUUGAAGAUGGAUGUCACCUCUUCAGGAUUGGUACUUUCACUUACACAAACUUUUUGUGCUAACCAUUGUGCAAACUCUCAGUUAGUAACGAUAAACAUGGUAUUAAUAACCACCACACAGCAGACAAAAUUUGAAAUUGUUAAUUUAAUGCUAGGCAAAAUCCAUACGCAAGUUAACAUUUUGAUCAGAAUUGGUUUUAAUACACUAAAAAUGUUGUGUGCCUGUCUAUUUUAUAACAAAGCCUAUGCACUUAUUAGUAUAAUUAAAUCUAUUUUAAUUUUGUAA
This is a messenger RNA of Echinococcus granulosus, 414 nucleotides long. RefSeq lists its product as hypothetical. The transcript is spliced from 3 exons. Lineage: Eukaryota; Metazoa; Platyhelminthes; Cestoda; Cyclophyllidea; Taeniidae. The record is from RefSeq and is a predicted model, not a curated record. The coding region runs from base 1 to 414 and encodes 137 amino acids.